Diceros bicornis minor is the source of this 2588-nucleotide messenger RNA. It is a transcript of the gene BRCC3, whose product is annotated as BRCA1/BRCA2-containing complex subunit 3. Gene Ontology annotation, cellular component: BRCA1-A complex; BRISC complex. Gene Ontology annotation, molecular function: polyubiquitin modification-dependent protein binding; cysteine-type deubiquitinase activity; metallopeptidase activity. The record is from RefSeq and is a predicted model, not a curated record. Gene Ontology annotation, biological process: double-strand break repair. Lineage: Eukaryota; Metazoa; Chordata; Mammalia; Perissodactyla; Rhinocerotidae.
CCCAAGGCGGACGUGAGCAGAGUUGGACCAAGAUGGCGGUGCAGGUGGUGCAGGCUGUGCAUGCGGUCCAUCUCGAGUCGGAUGCUUUCUUAGUUUGUCUCAACCAUGCUCUGAGCACAGAGAAGGAGGAGGUGAUGGGGCUGUGUAUAGGGGAGUUGAAUGAUGACACAAGGAGUGACUCUAAAUUUACAUAUACUGGAACUGAAAUGCGCGCAGUUGCUGAAAAGGUUGACACCGUCAGAAUUAUUCACAUUCAUUCUGUCAUCAUCUUGCGACGUUCCGAUAAGAGGAAGGAUCGAGUGGAAAUUUCUCCAGAGCAGCUGUCUGCAGCCUCAACAGAGGCGGAGAGGUUGGCUGAACUAACAGGUCGCCCCAUGCGAGUUGUGGGCUGGUAUCAUUCCCAUCCUCAUAUAACGGUUUGGCCUUCACAUGUUGAUGUUCGUACACAAGCCAUGUACCAGAUGAUGGAUCAAGGCUUUGUAGGACUUAUUUUUUCCUGUUUCAUAGAAGAUAAAAACACAAAGACUGGUCGGGUACUCUACACUUGCUUUCAAUCCAUACAGGCCCAAAAGAGCUCAGAGCCCCCUCAUGGUCCACGAGACUUCUGGAGCUCCAGCCAGCACUCCAUUGAGCACCAUAAGGAAGAGGAAAGGUAUGAGAGAAUUGAAAUCCCAAUCCAUAUUGUACCUCAUGUAACCAUUGGGAAAGUGUGCCUUGAAUCAGCAGUUGAGCUGCCCAAGAUUCUUUGCCAGGAGGAGCAGGAUGCAUAUAGGAGGAUCCACAGCCUCACACAUCUGGACUCAGUAACCAAGAUCCAUAAUGGCUCAGUGUUUACCAAGAAUCUGUGCAGUCAGAUGUCGGCAGUCAGUGGGCCUCUCCUACAGUGGUUGGAGGACAGACUGGAGCAAAACCAACAGCAUUUGCAGGAGCUGCAACAGGAAAAGGAAGAGCUUAUGCAAGAACUUUCUUCUCUAGAAUAAAGCAGGAGACAACAUGGGGAAAGAUGAAAAUAUCCAGGUAUAAAAUUAAUUAAGCUAAAUCAAUUUUGAAGAAGAAAAAUUUGGAGGAUUCAUAUUACCUGACUUCAAGACUUACAAUAAAGCUACAUAAUCAAGACGGUAUGGUAUAUGCCCAACUGAUUUUGACAAAGGUGCAAAAGCAAUUCAAUGGAGGAAGGAUAGUCUUUUCAACAAAUGAUGCUGGAACAAUUGGACACCCAUAGGCAAAAAAAUGAACUUUGACCUAAACUGCAUCCCUUGUACAAAAAUUAACUCAAAACCUAUCAUGGACUUAGAUGUAAGACGUAAAACUAUAAAACUUUUAGAAAAAAAUCAUAGAAAAACCUUCAGAAUCUUGGGCUAGGCAACAAGUUCUUGGCCUUCACACCAAAAGCACAAUCCUAAAAGGAAAAAGUUGACAUAUUGGGCUUCAUCAAAAUAAAAAACUUUUGCUCUGCAAAAAAUUUAAAAGGAGGAAAUUAUUGAGAGAAAUUAUUUGCAAACUAUAUAUGUGAUCAAUCUAGACUAUAUAAAGUCAACAGUAAAAAACAAACAAUCCAAUUAGAAAAUGAGCAAAAGACAUGAAUAGACAUUUCAUUAAAGAGGAUAUAUGGAUGGAAAGUAAGCACAUGAAGAGAUGUUGAACUUCAUUAGUCAUCAGGGAAUGCAAAUUAAAACCACAAUGAAUUAUGGCUACAUACUUAUCAAUAAGAAUGGCUAAAGAAAAAAUAAUGAAAAUACCAGAUGCUUUUGAGCAUACAAACUGGAUCUCUCAUACAUUGCUGAUAGGAAUGUAAAAUGGUACAGCCCCUCUGGAAAAGAGUUUGGAAAUUUCUAAUAAAGUUACACAUGCAGGUACCACAACCCAGCAGCUGCAGUCCUGGCCAUUUGUCCCAGAGAAAUGAAAACCUAUAUUGGCACAAAAACUUGUACACACAUGUUCUUAGCAGCUUUAUUUUAAUAUCCAAAAACUGGAAAAAAAAACCCAGAUGUCCUGCAGUUGAGUGGGUGGUUAAACCAACCAUCCAUACCAUGAAAUACUACUCUGCAAUGAAAAGGAACAGACUAUCGAUACACAUAACUUGGUUGGACCUCAAGGGUAUUAUGAUGAAUGAAAAAAGCCAGUCUCAAAAAAAGGUCAUAUACUGUAUGAUUGCAUUUAUAUAACAUUCUUGAAAUGACAAAAUUAUAGAAAUCAAGAACAGAUUAAUGGUUGCCAGGGAUAGGGACUGGAGGCAGUAUGGGGUAUGUGUCACUAUAAAGGGAUAACAGAAGGAGUUCCUUUAUGCUGAUGGAAGAGUUCUGUAUCUUGCUUGUGGUGUUGAUUACAUGAAUCUCUGUCUGUGCUAAAACUACAUAGACCUGCACACACCCAUAAAUGAAUGCACGUAAAAUAUGGUGAAACUGAAUAAGGUCUGUAGUGUCAACCAUUGUCAAUAUGUUGGUUUUGAAGUUGUACAAUAGUUAUGUAAAAUGUUACCACUCAGGGAAACUGGGUGAAGGGUACAUGGGACUCCCUGUACUAUUUUUGCAACUUCCUGUAAAUCUAUAAUUAUUGCAAAAUAAAAAGUUAUAAGUAUUAAAUAGGGA